AUGGCCAGUUCAGCAUACGUCAGCCUCUUGCUGCUGCUGGUAGUGGCACCCUCAGCUCUCUGGCAUCCAGGUGUCAGAACCGGGAGAGAUAAGUGGUGGAAGAUCAUACUUCAUCGACAUGAUGAAGAAAAUAACAGCAAUAACCGGAAGAAAAAUAAUCUGCAAAAAAAUUGCGUAUUUGGCAUACCAACCCUGUCCAUGACCGUCAACCCUGACACUUUGUGGUUUGGUGAAGUGAUUGACGCAGUAGAAACGAAGGCUGGAAUUCAGCAGUUAUCUUUUCUAGGAGGAAAAUUUAAGCGCUUCUUUCUUCAACGACACCGCAGAUUAAUUCAGUUGGUUCUAUUGGGUCCGGAUGGCAGCAUCAGUACAAAAUUGCUUUUUAGGUUCAGCAACCUAUACCUCAUAGGGUUCGCGAACCGGGAUGAUCAUUGGUUUGUGAUGAAGGGAGCCGAGGAUCUGAUGCCUGGUGCCACGGUACUGCCAUUUGGAUAUAAAUAUAGCGAUCUCCUACAAGCAAUCGAAGGGAGCACAACUAAACAAAAACUGGCUAACUUGGCCCUAGGGAAGGCUCCAACAUUGGAAGCUGUCAGCACCUUGGGUACUAACGACCCGUCUAAUCUCAAUCCUAAGGUUCCGUCGUCAUUGGGAUUGUUCGCUGUAACGGUAGCGGAAUCGUUAAGGUUCUUACCGAUCCGUGAAAAGAUUGGUACAAUUUUGGAAUCAGGAACUAUAGGGUACCUUGAUGAAAAGAAAUAUAACGACUACAUCAACAACUGGGCCAAAAUCUCGAUGUUAUUGUUGUGCUCCCUCCAUGGCCGCCCACUGGGAGAUUUUAGGGGUUAUAAUGAUCUGAAGGAUAUCCAUAUCGUGGAUGAUCAACAAGCAAUCAAUGUCAUCGCCAUUCUGCUACGGCCCAGUGGUUACGAUCCUGAGGAUCCGAAGGCAUCUUGUGAUGAUAGAUAA
Molecule: messenger RNA, 966 nt
Organism: Miscanthus lutarioriparius
Lineage: Eukaryota; Viridiplantae; Streptophyta; Magnoliopsida; Poales; Poaceae
Source: the annotation of a GenBank genome assembly